GGGGGUCGAAUGGGAUGGGUUUUAAGGUUCCUUCCAACCCAAACCAUGUGUGAUUGCUAAGAAUUUAGAUUCAUGCCCAAGAUUGGCACAAUCCCACUGCUCUCUUCACAACACUUUCUAGACCUGGGUGACUCCAGCCCAGGUUGGGCACCCAUAUCCUAGAAGAACAUGGAGCCCAGAUACAGAUCUCCAGAGUUCUGGUGCCCUGUGGAAAACUUCUUCCCUCAGAAAGCGCUGGCUGCCAUCGCAUCCUGUUCUCUGGGCCUCUGCAGUGAAGGCUCCGUGUUCCCUUCCCGCCUGAAGCCCUGCUAAGGUCUCAAAGGGAAUUCCCCCCCGGCGGCCGUGGCGGCUCGCCCAGCACACGGGGAAAGGCUCGGGAGCGAGCGGGCAGCAGGAGCCGGGUACCGAGCCCUCAGGGGGGCUGAAGCCGCCAUCGCGGGCCGCCCUCACGGCCGGCGGGGCCACCAUUGGCCACCAUUGUCGGUCACGUGACCGCGCCUCAGCGGCCGCGGAGUCGCCGAACGGAACUGAGGGGCCGGGACGGGAACAGCGGCGGCGCUGGCACCGGGGUCACCGGAGGGGUGGGGCAAGACCCCCUCCCGCCCCACAGCUCCCGCGGGUCUUCAGCGGCUCAGGGGGUCUGGUACACCCCCACAGAGCCAGCCCCUGCUCGGUGGGUAAAUCCCAGCCAGUCUGACCCGCCCCGUGUCUUUCCCCGGAACACGUCCCCUGAAAGGAGCUGGAAAUGAUCUCCCACAUGGAUCAGAAGGAGGAACGGUGGUUCUCACACCGCCGCGCCCACCGAGGGAAGUCUCAGACAGUGCUGAGCAGCACUUGUGCAGCUGAAGGUGGGAUUGUGAGCAAAAAAGAGAAUAAUUCCCACCAAGGCAUCCCUGGGCCAGCAGAGCCUGAGGUUUUACUCUCAGGACUCUCCAAGGAGAACAAUUCUCAGAGUUCUGCUGAGGACCCAGUCGUCCCACAGAGGUCAGAAAAUGUUCAGAGUCCUCUGGAGAAGACGCAAAGCCAAGCAAUGCUGUGUGGGAAAAGUUUCAGGAAGCUGCCAGAUACUAUCCAGCAGAGAAAUUCUUCUGUGGAGAGACUGAUAAUAUGUGGGGACUGCGGGAAGAGCUUCCGUGUGAGUUCCAACCUCAUCCAGCAUCGGAGAAUCCACACUGGAGAGAAACCCUUCUCCUGCACCGAGUGUGGGGGGCGUUUCCGGCAGCAGUCCCAUCUCAUCCAGCACCGGAGGAUCCACACGGGAGAGAGGCCCUACGAGUGCUCCGAGUGCGGGAAGAGCUUCAGCGUGAGCUCGAAGCUGCUCCGGCACCAGGUGACCCACACCGGGGAGAAGCCCUUCAGGUGUGCCGAGUGCGGGAAGAGCUUCUCCGGGAACUGCCAGCUGGUGCAGCACCGGCGGGUGCACACCGGGGAGAAGCCCUACACGUGCGGCAGCUGCGGGAGGAGCUUCAGCGUGAGCUCAGCCCUGGCGCGGCACCGGCGAGUCCACACCGGGGAGAAGCCCUAUGUCUGUGCCGAGUGCGGGAAGAGCUUCUGUCAGAGCUGCGAGCUCAUGAAGCACCAGCGGGUGCACACCGGGGAGAAGCCGUACAAGUGCUCCGAGUGCGGGAAGAGCUUCACCGGGAGUUCGGCCCUCAUCCAGCACCGCCGGUUCCACAGGGGCGAGCGGCCGUACGGGUGCUCCGAGUGCGGGAAGAGCUUCACGGUGAGCUCCCACCUCAUCCAGCACCGCCGCUUCCACACCGGGGAGCGCCCCUUCGAGUGCACCGAGUGCGGGAAGAGCUUCCUGUGGAGGUCGGCCCUGCUGCGGCACUGGCGGGUGCACAGCGGGGAGCGGCCGUACGCCUGUACCGAGUGCGGGGACAGCUUCAGGCAGAGCGCCCACCUCACCCAGCACCGCCGCACCCACAGCGGGGAGCGGCCCUACGCCUGUGCCGACUGCGGGAGGGGCUUCGCCGUGAGCUCCGCGCUCCUGCGGCACCGGCACGUCCACAGGGCGGGACAGCCCUAGCGAGCCUGAUCCCGGGCUCUGCGCUCUCUCCAUUGACUGCCCGGCUCACGGAGUGGGAAGGCACUUUCCUUUAGGAGAACAAGUCCAAAAGGAGAGGGGUGCAAACAGGGGAGAGUCAGUGCGAGGAGCUGCCGGUCUGGAGAGGAGCGUGGACACAGCAGGGGCAGCUGGUGGUGCUGCUCAGAGGGAAAGCUCUUGGGAGGGAAAGGAAGUGCUUUAAAAAGGCUGGAAUGUGCUUCGUGUAUUUCAGAGGAAGGCAAAUGACUCUGUGCCCACAUGUGGACAAUGAAUACAGUGAAGCACACGGACCAUUUCAGAGCCUGCAACAUUGGUCAACAAAAGCUCAUCUGUGUUCAGAGGCGCUGAGCUCCCUCCCUCAGCCCACGGGCUGGAGCCGUAGCCCAAAGAAGCACCCUCGGUCCCCUGCGCUGGCUACCCGUGU
Messenger RNA from Cyanistes caeruleus (blue tit), 2471 nucleotides. RefSeq lists its product as uncharacterized. The record is from RefSeq and is a predicted model, not a curated record. NCBI's taxonomy places the organism in Eukaryota, Metazoa, Chordata, Aves, Passeriformes, Paridae. Gene Ontology annotation, molecular function: RNA polymerase II cis-regulatory region sequence-specific DNA binding; DNA-binding transcription factor activity. Gene Ontology annotation, biological process: regulation of transcription by RNA polymerase II.